Molecule: messenger RNA, 2970 nt
Organism: Trichoderma virens Gv29-8
Lineage: Eukaryota; Fungi; Ascomycota; Sordariomycetes; Hypocreales; Hypocreaceae
Exons: 7
Coding region: 1-1389 (462 amino acids)
Biological process (GO): microtubule nucleation; mitotic cell cycle; mitotic spindle organization
Cellular component (GO): gamma-tubulin complex; spindle; centrosome
Molecular function (GO): structural constituent of cytoskeleton; GTP binding
Source: RefSeq, a predicted model, not a curated record
AUGCCACGCGAGAUCAUCACCAUCCAAGCUGGACAAUGCGGCAACAGCAUUGGAAGUCAGUUCUGGCAGCAGCUUUGCCAGGAGCAUGGAAUUAGCCAGGAUGGCAAUCUGGAGGACUUUGCGACGGAGGGCGGCGAUCGCAAGGAUGUGUUUUACUACCAGAGCGACGAUACGCGGUAUAUCCCCCGGGCGAUUCUGAUUGACCUGGAACCUCGAGUAUUGAACAGCAUCCAGACGGGCCCGUAUCGAAAUAUUUAUAACCCAGAAAACUUUUACGUUGGGAAGAAUGGAAUGGGCGCGGCGAAUAACUGGGGUGAUGGUUAUCAGAGCGGUGAGGCAGUUUACGAGGAUGUAAUGGAGAUGAUUGACCGAGAGGCGGAUGGAAGCGACUCCCUAGAGGGCUUCAUGAUGCUUCACUCCAUUGCCGGAGGUACUGGCUCAGGUCUGGGAUCGUUCCUCCUUGAGCGCCUCAACGAUCGGUUCCCCAAGAAAAUCAUACAAACAUACUCCGUCUUCCCCAACACAACAAAUGCCCCAGACGUCGUGGUUCACCCUUACAACAGCAUCCUUUCCAUGAGGAGACUGACACAGAAUGCCGACUCUGUUGUUGUCCUGGACAAUGGUGCGCUGUCACAUAUUGCAGCAGAUAGGCUGCACGUUCAAGAGCCUUCGUUUCAGCAGACAAACCAGCUGGUCGCAACUGUCAUGUCUGCGAGUACGACGACUCUCCGUUACCCCGGCUACAUGCACAAUGAUCUGGUUAGCAUCCUAGCCUCGCUGAUACCGACACCACGAUGCCACUUCCUCAUGACGGCCUACACACCGUUCACCGGUGACCAAGUCGAGCAGGCCAAAACGGUCCGCAAGACGACGGUGCUAGACGUGAUGAGGCGGUUGCUACAGCCAAAGAACCGCAUGGUGUCAACGGUGCCAGGAAAGAAGAGUUGUUAUAUUUCCAUCUUGAACGUAAUUCAGGGAGAGGUUGAUCCGACAGAUGUGCACAAGAGUUUGUUGCGUAUCAGAGAGCGAAAGCUGGCCACGUUUAUCCCAUGGGGACCUGCCAGCAUUCAGGUGGCUUUGACAAAGAGGAGCCCAUAUAUGCCCAUGAGCCAUCGCGUGAGCGGGUUGAUGCUGGCAAAUCACACGAGCAUUGCUACGCUCUUCAAGAGGAUAUUAAAACAGUACGACGGCAUGCGCAAGCGCAAUGCCUUUAUCGAGGGCUACAAAAAGACGGCGCCUUUUUCGGAAAACCUAGACGAAUUUGACGAGGCAAGGCAAGUAGUGUCUGACUUGGUGAUGGAGUACGAGGCCGCCGAAGAUGCGGACUACUUGAACCCGGACAACGGUGACAAGGCCACGUCUGCCGAGACGGAUAGGCGAAUGGCAUAGGGUGAAAAUGGCGCUUGUUUUUGCCAUGUUAUGAUACGUCAAGGACUGUGUGCGCUGGAUAGAGCGGACGGUUCAAACCCGACUGAUGACGAGCUGGAAAGAAUUGGAGCGGCCGGCGUUUUAGGCAAGGAAAUGCAUUGCGAUAUAUCACUGUUUUUCUUGUUUCUGUUUUCUUUUAUCAGAGUAGCCAGCUGGCCAAAGGCAAAAUCUAAGCAAAGUUGGCAUAUUGGGGAUUCGCUUUGAGUAGGAUGAUGCAGCCAAUGUCAAAUUCAAUGGACCCUUUAACCCCCCUUUCGACGACUCUUUUUUGUAGAGCCGAGGAGAAAUGCAGUACAACACAUAGAGAGAUUAUUGCCUCUUUUCAAGUUUCCGAGCAUGAUGCCUUUUUUCUCGUCAUUAACGUCGUUAAAUCCAAAUCCCAUCAAUAUAUAUUCCUUUUUUCCCAGUCCUUUAUUUUUUUUUAUUUUUUUUACAGCUCCAACGCCUUGACAGCCAUCUCCAUAGCGCCCUCAAACGUCUUGUUACCGCCAAUGAAGCCCGCGGCAUGGACAAACACGCAGCCGUCAAUGCCAGCAACACCAUCCAGCUCCGCAUCGCGGAAGCCGCGCCAGGCCUCGGGCAGGGGCUUCCUGCUGGUGAAGGAGUCCUGGGUCUCGGGCACGCACUGGAUGCGCCACUUUGCGCCGGGCUGGGUGCUCUCGGCGUAGAGCACGUAGAGCACGGAGGGGUUGCCCUCGCCCUCGAGGCUGUAGAGGUGCUCCUUCCAGGGGACGCUCUGGCCCUCGAGGACGAGGAUGCGGCCCUUGGGGUCGUGCUUUUGGCGCUGGUCAAAGGCCGUCUGGACGAUGGAGCGGGCGGGCAGCCAAGCGGCCGUCAUGAAGUCGAGGGUGCGCUCGAACUCGUCGCCGAUGCGGGCGCUGGCCUUGAGGAAGAGCGCGUCCUCGGCCUGCUGGGCGGCGACGGGGUCCGCGGGCUUGGGGUCGUUCCAGGCCGGGUUGAGGCGGCCGACCAUUGCGCCGAGGGUGAAGCCUCCCGUGCUGAAGCGCUGCUCGAUGCCCGCGGCGGCGAGGGCGUCCCUGUCGUAGCGCGAGAUGCCGUUGUCGUGGGCGUCGACGGCCUCGAUGAAGUUUUCGUAAAUCUUGUUGUACAGCAGCUCGACGUCCGGGCUGGCGUCGUCGUCCGUCUUGAGGCGCUGGGCAAUCAGCUGGCGGCCAAAGUGCAUGUAGACGAGCCCCGCCGACGACAGCUUGGUGUUCUUGCCGGGGAACGUGGUGUCGAAGCCGCGCUGGUGGUGGUCGUAGCGGUUGCGCUGGGCGUCGUACUCGCCGCCGACGUCGACGACGGUGUGGCACGUCUCGAGCGUCUUUGGGUCGCGCGUGCGCACGAGGGCGCUGUCGCGGUACGAGGGCAGCAUGCGCAGCAUGUGCACGGCGAGGGCCUCGUCGGCGUGGAAGUGGCCGUUGUGCGUGCCGACCAGGACGCCGGCGUCGGUCUUGAGUCUCUUGGGAGCUGAUUCGGCCAUUGCGGUGAGCAGGCGACGGAACAUGAACUUGUGAGAAAUUCUCUUUUUUUUGUUUUGUU